AUGAAGGCUACGCCUCUUCUUAUCGCCUGGCAUGAUGACAAUGCCCCAGUGUACUCCGUCCAUUUCGAUCCUCAUGGCAAGGGAAGACUAGCUACAGCCGGAAAUGACAACAAUGUUCGUCUAUGGAGGGUGGAAGCUACUGGGGAGGAGCGAAAGAUUACCUAUCUAAGCACACUAGUCAAGCAUACACAAGCGGUGAACGUUGUACGCUUCAGUCCUAAAGGUGAGAUGCUGGCAUCUGCUGGGGACGAUGGAAAUGUCCUCCUCUGGGUACCAUCAGAGCUGCAAACACAUUCGAGACUGGGUGAGGAUCGAGCCGAUGACAAGGAAACGUGGCGGGUGAAACAUAUGUGCAGGUCUUCCGGCGCCGAGAUCUACGAUCUAGCAUGGUCACCAGAUGGCGUGUUUUUCAUAACUGGCAGCAUGGAUAAUGUAGCUCGGAUCUAUAACGCACAAACCGGUCAAAUGGUGCGGCAGAUUGCCGAGCACUCACACUACGUACAAGGUGUCGCUUGGGAUCCGCUGAACGAAUAUGUCGCAACGCAAUCCUCUGACCGUUCAGUUCAUAUUUACACACUGAAAACGAAAGAUGGUCAGUUUACCUUAACUUCACAUGGGAAAUUUCUCAAAAUGGAUUUGCCUGCGAGACGAAUAUCCUCGAAUAGUCCCGCACCGCCAGAUAUGGGCCUGCGAAACCAGUCAACUACCAGCAAUUCUGUUGCAGUAUCAUCUCCAGGUCCAUCGACUCCUGGAACUCCUAUGACAGGGCUGCCAAUGGAUCCACCACCUAUGUCUCUGAGUCGCCGGUCUUCGUUUGGUUCCUCUCCUUCCAUUCGAAGAUCAGCCUCUCCCGCUCCAUCGAUGCCUUUACCGGCUGUUAAACCUCUUGAUAUGCCGUCUCCAAGCUUCCUUGGUGGACUCGGUGUUAAAAACUCGAGUCUCUACGCCAAUGAGACGUUUACAUCCUUCUUUCGACGAUUGACCUUUGCUCCUGAUGGGAGCCUUCUAUUCACACCCGCAGGGCAAUAUAAGAUGCCCUUGCAGGGUGAUCCUUCGAAGGGUGCAGAAGAUGUCACCAAUACCGUUUACAUUUAUACACGGGCUGGAUUUAAUAAACCACCAAUUGCCCACCUUCCUGGGCAUAAAAAGCCUUCUAUUGCGGUCAAGUGCUCUCCAGUAUUUUAUACCUUACGACAGGGCUUAAAACCUACACGCCAUAUCACCCUUGAUACCUCUUCUGUCGAUGACUCUUUUGCUUCUCUCCCUGACUCCAUGAUGCCGCCAAACUUACCACCUCCAAUUUCUACGUCCAUGGAGCCACCUCCAUUAGCCCUGCCUACUCCAGCUACGAGUGAUCCCUCACGCCCUCUCUCAUUACCUAAAACUCAGGAGCAAGAUGCCAGUGCUACAAACCAACCAAAUCCUCCUGCAUUUUCGCUCCCUUACCGGAUAGUCUACGCAGUAGCCACGCAAGACGCGGUUCUUGUUUACGAUACACAACAGCAAACACCACUAUGUGUCGUGAGCAACUUACAUUUCGCAACUUUCACCGAUUUAACUUGGUCACAGGAUGGUCUUACUCUGAUAAUGAGCUCCUCCGAUGGGUUUUGUUCAACCCUCUCAUUUACGCCCGGGGAACUUGGCCAGACUUAUUCCGUUGAAAAACAGCAUGUGUCAACUAGCACUCCGUCAUCAGCCACCACUCCUUCGCAUACCUCUGGUUCUCUAAGCUCCCCCGGCAUAGCAAAGUCAACGCCAGCUAUACCUCGCCCUUCGGGCCCCGUGAGCCCCGCCAGCUCCGUGGCCGCAAGCAUCGGGCAUAUCAACAUGCCACCAUCAAAUGCUGGUGUUUUCAAUAACCCUACUCCAACUCUGAGUUCAGUUCCCUCGGUCACAGCUACAAAUUCAGCGCCUCCUCCAAACCUAUCGUUUACAACACCACCGCAGACUCCCAUGACCGGCGUUUCGCACAGCGCAAGGAGCUCUAUCAGCGGAAGCGUCCUGGGGAAGCGAGAUCUCGGCGCUAUCAGCGAGUCGGAUAAAGAGGAUACGAAGGAGCCGAGCGAGCCCGUGCAGCAAGCCAAUGACAACGGGGGCGCUACGCCCCGAGCACCCAAACGAAAGCGAAUAGCGCCGACGCUUAUAUCUGCAGGAGAGAGCACGGACAAUAAUGUUCCAGAGAGCAGCAGUGGCAAACCGGCAGACUGA
This is a messenger RNA of Ophidiomyces ophidiicola, 2208 nucleotides long. It is a transcript of the gene CAC2, whose product is annotated as Chromatin assembly factor 1 subunit. Lineage: Eukaryota; Fungi; Ascomycota; Eurotiomycetes; Onygenales; Onygenaceae. Gene Ontology annotation, cellular component: nucleus; CAF-1 complex. The coding region runs from base 1 to 2208 and encodes 735 amino acids. The transcript has 6 exons. Gene Ontology annotation, molecular function: protein binding. Gene Ontology annotation, biological process: DNA replication-dependent chromatin assembly; nucleosome assembly. The record is from RefSeq and is a predicted model, not a curated record.